AUGACUCCGCUUAACAUUCUCGUCGCUUCUCUCCUGCUGAUCGUUCCGAGCGGUGUUGUUCGCUCGGCCGACGUCACGCGCAUCAUUGGCGGCCAAUUCGCUGCUCCGGGACAAUUUCCUCAUCAGGUUUCGCUGCAGUUGAACGGACGCCAUCAUUGUGGCGGCUCUCUCAUCUCGGACAGCAUGAUUGUAACUGCUGCCCACUGCACCAAGGGCCAGAAUCCGGCACAGAUGCGUGCGGUUGUGGGCACCAGCGAUCUAAGCUCCGGCACCGGCCAGACCCACAAUAUUGCCCAGUUCAUCAUACAUCCUCAGUACAAUGCGCAGACCCAAGACUUCGAUAUGUCGCUCAUUCGUCUGAGCACGCCGGUUUCGAUGGGUGGUUCCGUGCAGAGCAUCGAGUUGGCUCCGGCCGAUGCCAACUAUGCGGCCGACACCUUGGCCACCAUCAGCGGCUUUGGCGCCAUCAAUGACAAUCUUCAGCUCCCGAAUCGCCUAAAAUUCGCGCAAGUGCAGCUCUGGAGUCGCGACUAUUGCAACGCACAGAACAUUCCGGGAGUCACCGACCGCAUGAUCUGUGCUGGACAUCCAAGCGGACAAGUGAGCGCAUGCCAAGGCGAUUCCGGCGGUCCUCUGACUGUCGAUGGCAAACUAUUUGGCGUUGUAUCCUGGGGAUUUGGCUGCGGCGCAAAGGGACGCCCCGCUAUGUACACAUAUGUGGGUGCCUUGAGAUCGUGGAUUAAGCAAAAUGCAAACGUCUAG
Molecule: messenger RNA, 762 nt
Organism: Scaptodrosophila lebanonensis
Lineage: Eukaryota; Metazoa; Arthropoda; Insecta; Diptera; Drosophilidae
Product: trypsin-1
Exons: 1
Coding region: 1-762 (253 amino acids)
Biological process (GO): proteolysis
Molecular function (GO): serine-type endopeptidase activity
Source: RefSeq, a predicted model, not a curated record